ACCCGAUUCAAACGGUUUCAAAAGCGCGACCCCACCGCAGCCCGCAGGGUCCACGGCUCUCGUUUCCGCCCGCGCCACCCGCCAUGUCGUCCCCGCCGCGGGGGCAGCCCGCCACCGCCGCCGUGCCGGCGGUCGCGGCCGCCACGUCCCCGCAGUUGCCUGCGGCGUCCCACACGCUCCCCCGCGCGUUCCUCGCCACAUCCUCUCCCCGUGCCAUAGUGGCAGCACCGGCGCCCCCGCUAUUCACCGGUCGGCCGCUGAACCCUAACCCACCGGCCCACGGCUCCUCCGUGCCCCACGGCAUCCUCUACCCCGUCCUGAAAUCCGCCUCCACGUCCAACUCCGCGGCCGCGGCCGUGACAGCGCAGCUCCGCCGCGUUCCUCCCAUGGCCGUGGGGUACCCUCGGACCCACGCCGUCGCCAUCCCUAUUGCACAGCAGCAGCAGCCCCUGGUGCACGCGCAACCCCGGUCCUUCGCGGCCGUGCCUCGGGCCCUUGUGACUGGCGUGUCGACGGGGUCCGAACAGCCUCCCCGAGGAGUUCCUAUAGGCUCGCAGCCCAAGGUUAAUCCAGUACCACCUGUUGGCCCAUCCAAUGAGCAGAGUAACCCAAAAGACAGGGAAAAGAGCAGAGAAGAACCUACAGUUGUGGUGAUUAAUGACCGCAAAGUUAACCUGCUGGAUAGUGAGUCGGGAUCCUUUUAUGCUCUCUGUCGAUCUUGGGUUCGUAAUGGUGUUCCACAUGAAAGUCAGCCAAGCUUUGGAAAUGGUGAACCACUUCUUCCAAGACCUUUGCCUGCUUCAGUUGUAGAUUCUAGAAUAUCAGACAAGGACGAUAAUGAUGUUGCAGGUGAAGAUUCAGAUGAAGAGCCACAGAAGAAUGCCAACGGUGAAUACAAUACAAGUGAUUUAUUGAAGCAGCAUGUAAAGCGUGCGAAAAGGAUACGUGCUGGGUUGCAAAAGGAUCGGCUUCGUCGGAUUGAAAGAUACAAGCAACGCCUUGCACUUCUUUUGUAGAAUCGGCCUGUGACUGUAUAAAGCUGAAACCAUAGGUGUUUGUCUUGCAGGUUUUAACUUCCGUAUUGGAAUUUGUUAAGAUGUUUUAUUGACUAGCAUUGUAUGUUAGGACCAUCUGGAUGUUUUAUUGCCAACGUUAUCUAAUAAAAUGUGAAAAAGCCUUUAGCUAAGUUGGUUGGAUGAUCUGAGUAGCACUAUUAAAGUUUUGAGUAUGGUGCCACUGUGCAUGGGUGAGACAAAGGUUCGAAGUUCGAAGGUUUUCUCGAGCUGCAUGAGAAGAUCUUAAAUGUAAUGUAGGUCUUCUUAAAGGUAAUGCCGUUGAGGUGGUCUUACCAUAUAUGUGGAUUUUUUUUAUCUAGUGAAAUGAAACUGAAAUCAUAGUCA
Molecule: messenger RNA, 1400 nt
Organism: Zea mays
Lineage: Eukaryota; Viridiplantae; Streptophyta; Magnoliopsida; Poales; Poaceae
Product: proline-rich family protein
Exons: 7
Coding region: 84-1016 (310 amino acids)
Cellular component (GO): transcription repressor complex
Source: RefSeq, marked predicted